Messenger RNA from Ogataea polymorpha, 1750 nucleotides. RefSeq lists its product as uncharacterized. NCBI's taxonomy places the organism in Eukaryota, Fungi, Ascomycota, Pichiomycetes, Pichiales, Pichiaceae. The record is from RefSeq and is a predicted model, not a curated record. Bases 24 to 1742 code for a protein of 572 amino acids. The transcript has a single exon.
GACAGCGCGAAUUGCCCCGGUACAUGUCGCCCAACGCGCAGUACAUCACCAACCUGUCGCGGUCGGGCCCGCGGAUGGUUCCACAGUACUACAGAACGCUGCCCACCCGAACGUCCAAGACGUCGCAGAAACUCGUGCUGAUUCCAGACCACGACCAGGUGCCGUACUCUGUUGACGGUGACGAAGCGUCGCUGCUUCGCGGCCAGGACGUUGGCGAGGAGACCACUACAGACAACAUUUUCAACAGCAGCCACGUGCGGACGCGCGCAGAAAAACUGUCCAAGGAGCAAAGAGCCAACGUUUAUCCCCGGGUGACAGCAUACCUGAUUGCAGAAGGGUUCAAUCUCAAGCUCACGAGCAAGUUCCUGUCAAAACACCACAUGGUGUCGCCACGGAUGUACGACGAGGCGCUGUAUGUGGCGUAUUCGUUGCCUCUUUUGCCAGGAGAAAACGGCUACCGUGUGCAGUCCAACAACUCGGCCAAGAUGCAGCACGGAAACCAGCUGAUGGAGAAUUUCAUCGACAAGUCGGAGCAGCGCGACCACCACUACGAGUUCUACUCGGGCCAGGACGGCGAUGUGGACAGUGUGAGCUCGCCAAAGAUGAGUCCUGCCGGGAGCCUUGUGGACGAGGAGCUGUCUGCGCCACAGCACAAUAGCGAGUUCGACCCAUCGGAGCCGCAGUUUUUUGUGAGCACAAGCCCAACCGACAGCAUGCUAGAGGAGGAGGAGGUACGGGACAGCGACAGCAGCCCAGGCGAGCGGAAGCGGGAGGACGAGGCUGCGGUGGAGGCUAGCUCGGCCAUCGAUGACACCGAGAGCGAUGCCGGGCCGGGCGCAGGCGUCGAGAAAAGACGCUCGUCGUCGGGCUCGAACAAGAAGAAAUCGUACUCGCAUCUGCCGGACCUGACUAAACACGCAGAAAUGUUCAUUCUGGACUAUGGCGUGGUGGUGUUCUGGAACUUUUCCGAGAUCCACGAGAAGAACAUCUUGGCAGACCUGGUGUUCGCCAAGAUCCAGCCUGGCGAGUUCGAUCUGGACGACGACGACGAUGACGACCAUGUCCUCUCUAAUUACUUGGCAGCUAGCACCAGCCGUGAGGACCCGUCUUGUGCCCCUCCGCAGGCGCUCACGUUCAUCGUAAAGCCGGUGCCAGAACACGACAUUGAGACGGAAGAGUUCCAGUUCGAGUACAUCAGCGACAUUCCAACGCCGCGCAUCUACAACGACAUGAUCACGCUCAAGUCGGGCGACCAUCUGAUCAAGCUCACCAUUUCCCACGCAAUUGCACAAUCCACCAAACUGUCCAUGUUUGAGAGCAAGAUGAGCAACAUCCUCAACUCGAUUUCGCGGCUGCCAAAGGCGCUAGCGCUAACGGGCAAGCUCCAGAACUACACGCGGCAGAAACUGCUCAUCAAGACAGGUAAACUGUUUCAGCUGCGCAACGAGGUCAACCUCUCGUCUAACGUUCUGGACAAGCCGGAAUACUUCUGGACAAUCGAGCCCGGCCUUGACCCGCUCUACUCGGCCAUCCGCGAGUACCUCGAGAUCGACCAGCGGGUCGAGGUGAUCAACGACCGGUGCAAGGUGUUCCUCGACUUCUUCGACAUCGUGGCCGACUCGCUGGCAGAGCGUACGAUGACGAAGAUUACCAUGAUUCUGAUCAUAGCGAUCGGCCUCAGCGUCCUGGUGUCUAUGAUAGAGAUCCUGAUUCGCUACCUCAUCAUACAUAGGUUGGAGUAGUCAUUAAU